AUGGAAUUAGGAAACAGUUCUGCUUUGCAACAAGAGCUGCUGGAUUGGUGUAAUGAUGCAUUGGUUCAGCCCGAUAAUGCAUUGUUGUUGUUGGAUGUUCCAGCUGAUGUUGAUAUAGCCUUUAUUGAGAGCACAAUGGAAACUGUGAAAAUAUUUGGCAGAGUACGUGUUCGUUCUUCGAAAGAAGGUCCGGCUAAAACAAGUUUGCUGGUGCUGUGUGAAUGUCGUGAAAAGAUUGAUCCUUCUCGGGUUCCUGCUGAUGUAUUACCUAAGGAUGGUGAUCCUGCAUGGAAGAUUGUGGUCGUCAGAGACAAAGAGCCUGCCCCUGAUGACUUCUCUGCAAAACUCAGAAAGCUUCUACAAGAUGAAGGUAAAUCCAUGACUGAUGUUCAAGCGUUGCUUUCCCCUCUCCCUACUAGUUCUCCUGAAGCAGUAAUUCGGGCAGUUGGUGAGCUCUUGGAAAAGACAACAAAGCGUUCUAGUGAUUCCACUGAUUACAAGCGACUGCGUGUUUUCUCCGGUGUGGUGCCUACUCCGGCGGGAGAGGAAACCAUGGAGAAUUGGAUAGAGCAAGCUAAGUUGAUGAAAGCAGAAAGUGAUUGUGCUGAAAAAGAGAAGCGUAAGCGCAUUGUUGAAAGCUUAAAGGGUCCUGCCCUUGAGAUUAUCAAGGCAGUUAGAUUGUCUAAUGGUGAUGCUAGUGCAUCUGAGUACCUUGUUGCGCUUGAAAGUGAGUUUGGGACUUCAGAGUCCGGUGAAGAUUUGUAUUUUGCAUUCAGAUUUCUUCGCCAGAACUCCGGUGAAGCACUGUCUGAGUUUCUCCGUCGAAUGGAGAAGUCAUUGACCAAAGUAGUUCAGAGAGGUGGACUACAACCUGCACAAGUUGAUCGGGUGAGAAUUGAGCAACUUCUUCGUGGUGCGGUAGAGUCUGACUUGAUGUUGCUGAAGUUAAGGCUGAGAGAGAGAAAAGAGUCCCCGCCUACUUUCUUGAAACUACUGAACGAGAUUCGUGAGGAGGAGGAAAAUGAAGUGGCCCGGUGUAAGCUUGACGCAACGGUGAAACCUGUGAUCCCUAAAGCGUCGCCAACACCAAAACCCACUGAGAUUCAAGCAUUGAAAGCUGAGGUCAAGGAGCUGCGUGCCAAGCUGGAAGAGUCACGCAAGGCCCCGGCAUUACCUGAAGCCCCAGAACAGAAAGCAAAGAUGACUUCUGAGAGUGCUGAAGCACGAAUAGACCCUGAA
Messenger RNA from Xyrauchen texanus (razorback sucker), 1239 nucleotides. Its product is annotated as paraneoplastic antigen Ma1 homolog. Lineage: Eukaryota; Metazoa; Chordata; Actinopteri; Cypriniformes; Catostomidae. The annotation marks the transcript as partial. The record is from RefSeq and is a predicted model, not a curated record. The transcript has a single exon.